AUGCAGAGGAUGAAAGAGUCAGAAACAAUCAAGGAGUAUGCUAACAGGCUCCUCAGCAUUGUUAAUCGGGUAAGAUUGUUGAAUUCUGAUAUGCCUGACAGUAGGAUUGUACAAAAAAUCCUUGUUACAGUGCCUGAAAAAUUUGAGGCAAUAAUUACCUCAUUGGAAAACUCUAAAGAUCUGUCAAGUAUUACUUUGGCAGAAUUAUUAAAUGCAUUACAGGCACAAGAACAAAGAAGACUCAUGAGACAAGAAGGCGAAAUUGAAGGUGCCCUUCAAGCUAAGCUCCAAAACAAAGGAAAAAUAAAGAAAGGAAAAAAGAAGAUUGUUGAUGCAAAUGAGGCUGCUGUUAAUGACAAUAACAGUAGCAGUGGCAACAAGAAGAAAAAUUACCCUCCUUGUCAUCACUGUGGCAAGAAAGGGCAUCCUCCUUUCAAAUGUUAG
Messenger RNA from Mangifera indica (mango), 444 nucleotides. RefSeq lists its product as uncharacterized. NCBI's taxonomy places the organism in Eukaryota, Viridiplantae, Streptophyta, Magnoliopsida, Sapindales, Anacardiaceae. The transcript has a single exon. The record is from RefSeq and is a predicted model, not a curated record. The coding region runs from base 1 to 444 and encodes 147 amino acids.